This is a messenger RNA of Cajanus cajan (pigeon pea), 2060 nucleotides long. Its product is annotated as cytochrome b561 and DOMON domain-containing protein At4g17280. The record is from RefSeq and is a predicted model, not a curated record. Lineage: Eukaryota; Viridiplantae; Streptophyta; Magnoliopsida; Fabales; Fabaceae.
AUAUCAUACCGCUACAUUAAUUCAUACUAUACAUGAAUUAGAGCAUCUAGAUUUUGCGGUGUUUAUUUUAAGAUUGAACCCGUCUUUGCUGUUUAAGUUUUUUUGUUUUUCUUCCCUCAGACUUUUAGUCAUCGGUGGACAUCAACUACUCAACUACCUAAACCCAACCACUCCUAUAAUAACCCCCCUUUCUCCAUCUUUCUCCCUCACAACGUGCUCCAGUUCAUUUAACCUGAGAGGGUUUGUUUUGCUACAAGCAGAAAGGAGAGAAACAAGAACAAAAUAAUCAACUCAGAUCUCAUAUUGGCAAGUACCCUUUUGAGGAUCAAGGAGUGAAGAGUUGUUUAUUAUUAUUGUAGCAAGAUGGUUGGAAAAUUAACGGUGGUGAGGCUUGUGUUGGCCAUGUUUGUGUUGAGCUCUCUCCUUGCGACAUCAUGGGCACAGACGACAUGUGCGAGCCAUACCUUCACUAACAACAAGGUUUUCGCGACAUGCCGUGAUCUACCUCACUUAACCUCGUACCUGCACUGGACCUACGAAGAGAGCACAGGGAAGUUGGACUUGGCAUUCAGACACACAGGAAUCAGUGCAACAGACAGGUGGGUUUCAUGGGCUAUCAAUCCCAGCGGUAGCCUUAGUUCAACCAUGGUUGGAGCGCAGGCUCUGGUGGCUGUCUCGCAAUCCGGUGGUACCCCAACGGUGUAUACUUCUUCCAUCUCCAGCUACGGGACCCAGUUGGCAGAGGGAUCCAUCUCUUAUAAUCACACUGCUUUAUCAGCAACUCGUCAGAAUAGUGAGAUCACCAUCUAUGCUACCCUCACUCUUCCCAGCGGUACCACCACCUUGGUCCACCUUUGGCAAGAUGGUCCUCUCUCUGGUUCUACCCCAUCAAUGCAUGCUCAAGAUUCUUCUAACCUCCAAGCCAAGGAAAGCCUCGAUCUUGUUUCUGGUUCCAGUCAAGCUGGAUCAAGUGGGGGUUCACUCAGAAGAAGAAGAAAUGUGCAUGGAGUGCUAAAUGCGCUGAGUUGGGGAACUUUGAUGCCUCUUGGUGCCAUAAUAGCAAGGUAUUUGAAGGUGUUCAAAUCUGCAGACCCUGCUUGGUUUUACCUUCAUGUUACCUGCCAAACCUCUGCCUACAUAAUUGGUGUUGCUGGGUGGGGAACUGGUCUCAAACUCGGUAGUGACUCAGUUGGUAUCAAGUAUAAUACCCAUAGGACACUCGGGAUCGUCCUCUUCUGCCUUGGAACCCUUCAGGUUUUUGCUCUGCUUUUGAGGCCAAACAAGGAUAACAAAUACAGAUUCUACUGGAACAUUUACCACUACGCAAUUGGAUAUGCCACCAUAAUCAUCAGUAUCGUUAACAUCUUUAAAGGAUUCGACGCAUUGGAGAACUCCGUAGGGGAUCGUUACAAUGACUGGAAGCAUGCUUACAUUGGCAUUAUUGCAGCUUUGGGUGGCAUUGCUGUGCUUUUGGAGGCCUACACAUGGAUCAUUGUAUUGAAGAGGAGGAACACAGAGAGAAAGACGGCACAUGGAACAAAUGGGAUUAAUGGGUAUGGUUCUAGGCCACAGCAGGUGGUGUAGGGUAAGUGGACCGAUAGAUACUGGAUUUUUGGCUUCUGGAUCCUAUCUAUGAGUUUUGUUGUUUAACACUUGUGUCUGUAUGUAUAUUUGUUUACAUAUAUCGAGUGUCUUUAGGACACUCCCAGUAGCUUAGAGUCUGGUUUUGAUAUCAAAUUCUUUCAUAGGAUAGUGAGCACCGGGGCGUGGUUUUUUCCAUGCUAUGCCAGAGGAUACUUUGUACCGGUUUCUUCAUAUUUGUAUUUAUUAUUUCCUUUUAUCAUACACUUUCUCCAUACCAUACCUUCCUGUUUCAAAUAUCUUUAUUGUGUUAUCUCCUGGGGUUAGAUGAAGGCAUUUAAUUUUUCUUUCUUCCUUUUGGAUCGGGGCAACAGCCGAGCGGAUUUUAAUGUGUGUACAAUUUGGUAAAGUUUUCUCUCUGCAUCUUGGACAUCAACAGUGGAGCUGUGAAUAAUAAAUAGCAUAAAGGUUAAAGAGUA